Messenger RNA from Oppiella nova, 473 nucleotides. The record is from the annotation of a GenBank genome assembly. Lineage: Eukaryota; Metazoa; Arthropoda; Arachnida; Sarcoptiformes; Oppiidae.
AUAGAAAUGUUUUGAUGAUUUGGCGAUCGGUUGAUAGGAUCUGAAGAGUUGGUUAUCAUUUGAUUUGAGCGCAACUCACGUAACCAUUAAUUAUCUGCAAUGUUGGACAACGUGCUGUCUCUGUCUUCAUACCAGCCACUGAUCCCACCGACAAUUUACCCCCAUUUGAGUCUAUUGUCGCUCAUAAUUGGGGUCUUCUUCAUGCCACUGAUCCCACCGACAAUUUACCCCCAUUUGAGUCUAUUGUCGCUCAUAAUUGGGGUCUUCUUCAUGGCCUGGUUCUUCACUCUGGAAGUGACCUCAAAGUCGUCAUCGAAUAUAGUGAAAGAGUUGACGACAUCACUGAUCGGAUCCGCUUUCAUCGGCUUCGGGACUGUAUUUCUGUUGCUUUCCGUCGGGAUCUAUGUCUGAAUUAGUGAUGGCUUUCAUAAACACAUUGUCUGAAUGUCUCAACAUUUGGUUUAUAAUUACAA